Aspergillus glaucus CBS 516.65 is the source of this 510-nucleotide messenger RNA. RefSeq names its product cytochrome b5-like heme/steroid binding domain-containing protein. The record is from RefSeq and is a predicted model, not a curated record. Gene Ontology annotation, cellular component: membrane; endomembrane system. The coding region runs from base 1 to 510 and encodes 169 amino acids. Lineage: Eukaryota; Fungi; Ascomycota; Eurotiomycetes; Eurotiales; Aspergillaceae. The transcript has 4 exons.
AUGAACGCAGCAGAGGAGCCCGUUCCAUCGCCAACCGAAGCGAUCCCGUUCUUCACUCCCGUCAAUUUCAUCCUCUUGUCCGUCUUUGUCGUUUUCCUCUACGUGCAGCUCCGCCCCAAGGCCCCCGUCACCCUGCCCCAAGGUCCACCUCCAGUUGUCUUCCGCACUUUCAUCCCCUCAACACUCAUCGAAUUCAACGGUGAGGGCGAAAACCCUUGCUACCUUGCCGUGCGUGGCCGUGUUUUCGAUGUAACACCAGGAAAGAGCUUUUACGGGCCGGGCGGCCCCUAUGAAAACUUUGCCGGACGCGACGCUUCGCGCGGACUGGCUUUCCAGAGCUUUGACAGGGAUAUGCUCACUGAGGAUCUCAAGGCACCUCUGGAUGAACUGAAAGACCUUAAUGAGGACCAGUUGGAGAACCUCCAGAACUGGGAGGAGCGGUUCCUCGAGAAGUAUCUGGUUGUUGGGAAACUGGUCGCUGAAGGUGAUCCGGAGGCUCCGAAGACAUAA